CCUUAUCUGUAAUGUUUAUUAGUUCAUCACGCAUUUUAACGAGUACAUUAUUUACAAUUGAACAAAAUCUUAAAAUAGAAUAUUGUGGAAUGUGUCGUGUGGAUGUAAAUUGUUGUGUUGUUUUCUGUUGAGUAACAGUAGUUAUUAGUUGACACAGAAUAUAAUUGUAAUUCGUUAUACAUUUAUAUUCAUAAUCAUAGUAACGUAUUGUUCGUUAUUGAACUCGGUGAACCAAGCAUUUCGAAGUAUUUAAAAUUAAGUUCGGUCAAACUUAUCCUGAUAUUUCAUGAAAAUUGAAGAAUAAUACAACAUCUGACGAUCAACAAAAAUGCCUAAAACAAAGAAAGUUUCCAUGAAUGAUAAAAAACAAUGCACAUCAAAAAAAACUGUGUCUAAAAGACAGAGAAGAUCUGUUUUUAAAUUUGAUAUACAAAAAAUUCUGAAAGAGAGACGCUCUGAAGGAAAGCUUUUAAAACAAAGUGCGGAACUUGAUGAAGAGAUGAAAGUUAUUGAUGACUUGUAUCAAGAAAAAGUAAACCAGACUAUUGAUUUUGAAGACAGCGAUAAACUUCCUCCUGUAUUAAUGAAUGAGGAUCAUGUUAUGAUUGACCACUCUAAUUAUAAUAUACCCCUUAAAGAAAAUUCAGAUACUGAUUCAUUGUGUUUACAACGCUUAAAAAUUAUGUCAAUUGAGCAAAAUGAACUUAAAGCUAAUAUUCAUUUUAACCAUUUAAUGAAAGCAAAAUGGUCACCAAAUUUUGAUGAUGUUCAAAAUAUUUUAUGCAAAUGGGGAGCCGUUUUGGAUACUCCAAGUAGUAGUCCAUCAUUAAAAUGUCAAAACAUUGGGCGGCAUAAUUUUGAAUUAGUAAUAAAUUUCAUAUCUUACAAUAUACUGAAAAAUAAUAAGAAAUUUAGUGUGGCCGAGUUGCUAACGAUAGCCAAGUAUAUUGUUACAAUAUCUUUUGAUAAUCUGUGUGGACAAAUGAUAAAUGUGAUUAAAAGAUUGUUUAGUGUUUGUAUUGAAACAGCAUUAAAAGAAGACAAUGAUACUGCUAUUAUGACAUUUGCUCAAGAAUUGUAUUCAAAAUACAAUAAAGAUGAUUUAUUAAAUAUGGUGGUAGAUUUAUUUUUACCUUUGACAUCACAAAUAAUGAAAAAAAUGUAUACCUACUUAACGUACAAACUAUACAAGUCACUUUUAGGAAAAACUGAUGAUACGAGUGCAUUUCCAUCUAGCGUAAAAGAUUGGUUUGUACAAGAUCUGGUGGAUAAGAAUUAUUUCAAAAAUAAUCCAAAAACAGUAUUAUUUAGUGUUAUUCAAUUAUUAGAACAUGUUGUGAUUAUAUUUGAUUUAUACCAAGAAGAAGAAGAACUGUAUAAAAUGUAUAAUUUUCUGAACGCCGCAGUCAAACCAACUGGAUUGACAGAUUCUCUAAGACUCAUUAAUAUUUUGGACCAAUGGAGGUUGCGGUUAUUCCGUUUACAUGUCAACCGUAAAACUAGUUGUAAUAAUGACACUACUAAUGAAUAAGUAUAAAUUAAUUUAAAAGUAAAUCUUAAAUAUUGUUAAUCCUUUUUAAAAUUUUGUUACUUUUAUAAUAUAAAUUGUAUAUGUAUAAUUUGUAUAAGAUAAUUAUAAUUAA
Rhopalosiphum maidis (corn leaf aphid) is the source of this 1643-nucleotide messenger RNA. RefSeq lists its product as uncharacterized. The transcript is spliced from 4 exons. The record is from RefSeq and is a predicted model, not a curated record. NCBI's taxonomy places the organism in Eukaryota, Metazoa, Arthropoda, Insecta, Hemiptera, Aphididae. The coding region runs from base 329 to 1531 and encodes 400 amino acids.